Molecule: messenger RNA, 1944 nt
Organism: Linnemannia hyalina
Lineage: Eukaryota; Fungi; Mortierellomycota; Mortierellomycetes; Mortierellales; Mortierellaceae
Source: the annotation of a GenBank genome assembly
AUGGCGACAGGCAACGAUGUCCGCGAGAUCUUUCAACUAAAGGCAUCAGACCAGGUCAGGAGGGUCCAAAAAACCGAGCGCAAGCCCGACGGCAUCAGUCGUGAACUCUAUGGCCUCAUCGGAAACAAUGUCUCCACUGUCGCUUUCAACAACCCUACAUACAAGCCAAAACUCAACGUCAGCAAAAAAGCCGUUAACUGGACGUGGCGCCCAUUUGUGAACCCCUCAAGAGACGACGACCUGGUCCUGCAACAUUGGGAAAAAACCAGGACCGACCCCAACGAAGAGUACCGCUUCUACAAAUUCAACAAAUCUAUCAACCUCAUCAGUUUCUCUCCCGAGGAAUACACAUCUCAUCUCAAGGACCCGGACUGGACAAUGGAGGAGACUAGCUAUCUGUGGGACCUUUGCAGGAGGUUUGAUCUGAGAUGGGUCGUCAUUCAGGAUCGGUACGAGUGGCCACCCCAGGAAGCUGAUCGGUUGGCGCUGCAGUAUUACAACGGGAAUAACCUGGUCAUCUCCGAGAACGCUCCUAAUGCUACCAAGAAGGAAGAAGAGGACACACCCAUGAAGGACGCGAGCGCAGCAGCUUCGGGAUCGGGAGAGAGCUUUGUCCAGGCCACACUUGGGGGCGACACGUCUACUAGUACUGGAGCAACAAACGCAGCUACGGCCACAGCAUCGGGCUCUAAACCACCAACUGCAGCUGCAUCGACUUCUAAGGCCGUCGUGAGCAUCACGCCUGCCAAGACGCGAUCAAUGGAGGACCUCAAGCACCGAUACUACACCAUCAGCAGGAUCCUGACUAAGAUUCGUAUGGGUGACGCCUCGCAGGCUGUAGAGAAGGCUCAGCUUUUGUCUUCGAUGGCCUAUGAUAAGAACCGAGAGAUUGAGCGCAAAAAGAAUCUCGAGAUCCUCAACACCCGCACCCCCGAGCAGAUCGAGGAAGAAGAGGCGUUGUAUUUGGAGGCGAGGAGGAUCGACCAGAACGAGAAAAAGAUUACGAGGGAACGCGAGAACUUGCUGCGGUUACUCAACACCCGCGACAUCUAUGGACCAGGCGGACCGACAUCGGCAGGACUCGCAGGACAGGUGGGCGUCGCAGGAGGAGGCGGGCCUGGGACCGGAAUCAUUAUACCCAGUAACUCGAUCACCAUCCCUUCUUCCUCCAGCCCCUCGGCUUCAGGUGCUGCAGGUGGCGCAGGUGGAAGUGGUCACUCGAGUGCAAAUGGACCCUUGUCUCCAUCGGUUGGGAAGGGCGGUGCCGGUGCCGCUACCCCAGGAGGAGCAGCAGGAGCAAGCGGAACGACACCCAAGAAGAGGAAGAAGGCGCCCAAGGGGUCUGUCCAGGCAGACGACUCUGCACCUCCAACACCCACUACCGCGACAUCUGGUGCCAAUGCUCUCAAAGGCUCUUCAUCGUCAAAUCAUCGUCGUCCUUCGAACGCGUCGGAUGGCCCUGGUGGACCAUCUUCAGCCUCGGCCACCUUGCCACCGCCUGCUGUCAAGAAGGAAAAGCUUACUCCUGGCGCAUACCUCCGAUCACAGAAGAUGACCCCGAUUGUCUCAACCAAGCAGCAACGUGUCCAAUCUGCGCUGGUUACUUUGGGAUUGCCAUUCAAGCCCGCGAUGCCGACCGCAACUGUGAUGGCGAAAUGGGACCAGGUCCAGAGCAACAUUGUAACGCUGUUGGAUAUCAAGAAGCAGGCCGACAAGCUCGAGUCGGAUUUGAAGGUUGUCAAGAUGCGUCGUGGCAGUUUGGGUUCAGGUUCCUCUGGAUCCUCAUCUGCUGUGACUGGUUCGGCUGCUAGCGGUGCUGGAGGAGCAACCGGUGGUGUGUCGUUGGGAUCGAAUGUUGAUGGCAAUUUUGGUGUCAAGCGGGAGGGCACUGGCGACGAGUCGGGAACUCCUGGUCCUGUCAAAAAGAAAAAGAGAAAGGAUUAG